AUGUCUCCAUUUACGAUUCUCUUUGUCAUCGCUUUGGCGUGUGAUGUUCUUGGAGAUGUAAGCAGAAGAGGAAGUGCCGUUAGAGACUCAAGUGCCUCCCAAAGCGGUUAUUCUGGGGCUAUAAUUGCCGCCCCUGCCGUAUCUUCUGGGUAUGAGCUUGGUUCUGCAGCGUCUGCUAUCUCAGGAGGAUCAGGUGUUCUAGUCGGUAACGGAUUAGGACUCGUUGGCGGCACAGGCCUGGGAGGCAGCAGUGGCUCACUUAACAAUGCUGCCGCCGUUGGUGCUGCACAACUUAGUGCCAUUCAAAACGCCCAAGCUGUACAAGUAACUCAGAUCGCCAACGCCGCUGCCGCCGCUAUACAGGGUGCGCGCGUUGCCGAAGUUGCCGCUAGAGCCGGACAGGCCAACGCUCUUCAAAAUGCGCAGGCUUUAGAUGCUGCUCGUAUAGCUAAUAUUCAAAGAGCUCGUGCUGCGGCUUAUGAGAACGCCCGUGCUGCUGAAGCCGCUAGACGUGCAGCUGCUGCUGCCGCAGUCGAAGUCGCCCGCGCCGUUGAAGCAGAACGUAUUGCCAAUGCUGCAAGAGUACAAGCUGUCGCUAUAGCGAACGCGCGCGCUGUAGAAGCAGCCCGUAUUUCUAACGCUGCCAGAGCUCAAGCUGCCGCCGUUUCCACAAGCGCAGCGCAAGCUCAAGCUGUUGCCGAUGCGGUUGCAAGAAAUACUCAAGAUGGAGGUUUAUUCCUGGGUGGUAAUGGACUUGGUUCUGGUGGAGCGAUUGUAGCAGCUGCUCCGGUCGCUGUUGCCAGCGGAUACGGCAUUACUGGUUAUGGAGGUUACGGAGGUUACGCAGGUUAUGGAAAAGGCCAU
Brenthis ino (lesser marbled fritillary) is the source of this 864-nucleotide messenger RNA. The record is from the annotation of a GenBank genome assembly. NCBI's taxonomy places the organism in Eukaryota, Metazoa, Arthropoda, Insecta, Lepidoptera, Nymphalidae.